Molecule: messenger RNA, 3122 nt
Organism: Cololabis saira (Pacific saury)
Lineage: Eukaryota; Metazoa; Chordata; Actinopteri; Beloniformes; Belonidae
Product: F-box only protein 40-like
Exons: 12
Coding region: 1-3048 (1015 amino acids)
Cellular component (GO): cytoplasm
Molecular function (GO): protein binding; zinc ion binding; ubiquitin protein ligase activity
Source: RefSeq, a predicted model, not a curated record
AUGUCAUUUUUGGGACACAUUGUAAGUGCAGGCCAAGUUCAUGUGGAUCCCUGCAAAGUUAAGGCAGUCACUGAUUGGCCCACCCCAACCAGGAGGCGUGACCUCCAAGGCUUUUUAGGUUUCGCCAAUUUUGACCGCAAGUUUGUACGCAACUUUAGUACUGUUGCUGCCCCACUCACAGCUCUGACAUCUCCCAAGGUGCCCUUUCACUGGAAUGCCCAGCAGGAGGAUGCUUUUUCUAAGCUCGAGAACUGUUUCACUACUGCACCUGUUUUAACUGUCCCUGAUCCCUCUCUGCAGUUCAUAGUGGAAGUUGAUGCCUCAGAGACCGGAGUCGGUGCAGUGCUGUCCCAGAGGUCCCCCAAAGACAAAAAACUGGACCCCUGUGCCUAUUACUCUCAUCGCCUGUCUCCUACAGAGCGCAACGACACCAUAGGGGGCCGCAAACUGUUGGCUGUGAGGCUGGCCCUUGAAGAGUGGCGGCACAACCUCGAGGGUGCAGUUUUGCCCUUCCUCGUUUGGACGGAUCACAAGAAUCUUGAGUACAUCAGCACAGUAACCGACCCCCAGCUGGCCUUCUCAGACCCCUUCCUGUUCCACAUCGAUCUUGGUCCCACAUUGCCAUCGAUUUUGUCACUGGUCUGGAGGUGUCCGAAGACCAACGGCCAGACGGAGCGCGCCAACCAGGACCUGGAGGUGGUUCUCCGGUGCAUGACCUCCAACUCAGCAUUGUGGAAUAAGAUGCUUCACUGGCCCUUUGUCCCGCCCAUUGGUGGUGAGGUGUUUGCUGUCCAGAAGUUGCUGAAGGUCCGCCGCAGGGGCAGGGGCCUCCAGUACCUGGUCGACUGGGAGGGCUAUGGGCCUGAGGAGCGGUGUUGGGUCCCUUCCAGGUUUCUAAAUCUGUUACCUCCUGACCUCUCAGAGUGUGACAAGGCGGGAGAACCACCUAAACUAUCAAGACAGCGUGCAGGGAGAAUUCUGUUCUUCUCUUCAGGUGAUAAGUUGAGCCACCGUUCUCGAGCGCCCAGGGUGCGCCAGCGUCCAGGGCAUGUCCACUGUGAUUCCUGCUACAGCCGGCGCUGCAGGGCUCGGGUGGAGCCCUCCGUGUGCUGCGCCAUCACCCAGUGCCGUCUGCACUGCGGUGCUGUGUUCCACCUGUGCAAAGAGGAGGACCACCUGCUGCUCUGCCCCAACGUGAGGGUGCCCUGCCUCAACGCCGGGUACGGGUGUCCGCUGCAUCUGCCCCGCUCCGCCAGGGCCGCUCACCUGCAGGCGUGUCCGGCCAGCGUGGUCUGCUGCUCCAUGGAGUGGAACCGCUGGCCAGCCAACGAUGCCCACUCUCACCCCAACACAGAGCUGCACGAGAACCUGCUCGUGGAGCGAGACCGGAACGGAUGCCUGGACCUGGCCAUGGCCCUGAAGGACCAGGACCGUCUGUUCCACUCCAUCAAGAUGAAGAAGCUGUUCCCAGAGCUGGUCCAGAGUGUGGAGGAGGAGGAGGAGGAGGAAGAGAGAAAGGAGGAGGAGAAGAGAAGGGAAAAGAAGAAGAAGGAGGCAGCCGAGAGGGAAGCUGCAAAAGGAGACUACAUCUGGCAGCCUGUCAACAUGUUUCACAACAUGAUUCCUGAGCAUAAAGAGGACGUAGAUGAAGAUGAAGAUGAAGAUGACGCUCAGGUUCAGUUAGAGCUAACGCAGGAGGAGAGGGAGGCUAUUGCCAGGGCAGGUGUGGAUGAUAGUCUGUUGGAAAACUACAGUGCCUGGGAGCGCAUGUUCAGCAUGGAGAUGGGGGGCUGCAGGGAAGCCGGAGCAGGCAAAGGCUCGGCCAAAGCCGGGGAGAAAGGCCUGGACAGUCUGAUGGAAGAAGAUGAGGCAGAUACCUGUGCAGAUGCAGCUCCCUCCACAUCGUCCUCCUCCCGUCUUCCACAGAAACCAGUGAAGACGUUUUUUUAUGGACACGUGGAGCCAAUGAAGAUCAUUACCGUUCGCAGCUUUAAAGUCCCGACCAGCUUUGCUGCCAGGCAGGGACGCAUCCGCAACCCGAAUUUCUACAAGAGAGAGAGUGUGGCUGUGGACACCAGCGACCUGGGGGUGGCGCUGCAGGACAUGCCCGUCUGGGAGGAAGUUCAGGCCUCGCUGCUGUGUUCCCUGGAGAAGGAGCAGAGGGGCCACCUCAUCGCUGAGAGCGCCAACUCCGACUGCCUGCUGACGGACGAAGGCACGCAGACCUACAGCUUCCCGUCCGCUCCGUUCCAGAGAAACAUGUCGCUGCUCCACCUGACGGCCGGGAAGCAGCUGGAGCUGCACCUGCAGCUGCAGGUGGAGAGCGUCACCAGCAGGCACCACAAGGCCAACUCCACCUUCACCUUCCUCUGUGGACACGACUUCCAGCGCAGAGACUAUGGCACACAUUACAAGAACGUCCACUGCGACAUCCAGAUGGGUGUGAACGGCUGGUUUGAGCAGAGAUGCCCACUGGCCUACCUGGGAUGCACCUACAGCCAGAGAAGGUUUCAGCCCUCCACACAUGAAGCCUCCGUCACCUACAAUGAGGAGCUGGGUUGCUUUAGCCUUCAUCCCACCAACUCCUCCGCCGCUCCGAGUGGGAGAGGAGGUGAAGGCCGGGAGGAGGAAGACUCUCUGAGCUCGCUGCCCUACGAGGUUCUGUGCCACAUGGCCGGUUUCCUGGACAGCCUGUCCCUGUCCCAGCUGGCUCUGGUGUCCCACCUCAUGAGGCAGGUGUGCUCCUCUCAGCUGCAGGACCGGGGGAUGGUGACGCUCGGCUGGGAGAAGGUCUCCUCACACGGAGGAGCCCGGUGGAGGGUGAAGCAGAGUGUCUGGAGCUUCAGCACCUUGUUCUCUCCUGUAGACGCCUGGUCCUUCAGAGACCAGCCGCCCAUCUCCGAGCAUCUGAAGUUCUGUCCGUACAAUGAGGUGGUGGCCCAGACGGAGAAGAUUCAGCUCCCGCGCAUCCGAGAGGUCCUAGCUAACAAGAGCUGCAAGGGGGCCACGCUGGUGUCCCAGUUCCACCAGAACAGCAUCAUGAUGUAGCUUUUAGCACAAAUCAGAGAGAUCUGGACUGUCAUGGCUCUUGCCAUCUUUUAUCCUCCCUCGUUCCAAGUUCC